This is a messenger RNA of Nezara viridula (southern green stink bug), 1313 nucleotides long. The record is from the annotation of a GenBank genome assembly. Lineage: Eukaryota; Metazoa; Arthropoda; Insecta; Hemiptera; Pentatomidae.
CAAGGUUUGUUUGUGGCGGUCCAUUAGCAUUUCUUGAAACAUGAUAAAUUUACAAUUUUGUAAGGGUUCAUUUCUUUUACAUAAAAGAUAUUUUUCCAUAGCUCUGAAAAAUGGAGAAAACGUGUUAAAUGUUUUUGAUAGAAAGACUAAACAUAUUCAAAAGUCUAGAGCAUCAAACUUGGAAAAUUUCAUUGUAUAUGAUUAUUUGAAGGAAGAAGUUGGCUGGAGGGUGGCUGAUCGCAUAUUGGAUAUUAAUAGAAAAUUUAAAAACGUAGUUGAUUUAGGUUGUGGUAGGGGUUACAUUUCGAAACAUAUGCUCGCAGAUUCUGUUGAAAAUCUAGUAAUGUGUGAUAUGAAUAAUUCAACUCUAGAACAAGCUUCUCUUCCAGAAACUGGAGUUAAUGUUAGGAAAGAAGUUGUGAAUGAGGAAGAACUUCCCUUUGAAGAGGGUAGCUUAGAUUUGGUGGUGUCCAGUUUAACUUUACAUUGGGUCAAUGAUUUGCCUAGUUCCUUUAAACAAGUAAUACAAUCUCUAAAAAAUGAUGGUGCCUUUCUAGGAGCACUCUUUGGUGGUGAUACUUUGUAUGAGUUGAGGUCUUCCCUCCAGCUCGCUGAUUCUGAAAGGUUAGGAGGGUUGUCAUCACAUAUAUCUCCCUUCACUAUGAUUAAUGAUAUUGGAGGGCUGUUAUCACAAGCUGGUUUUAGACUCAUAACAAUGGAUACAGAUGAACUUGUAAUAGGUUAUCCUUCCAUGUUUGAACUUAUUUGGGAUCUGAAAGGUAUGGGAGAAAAUAAUUGUACUUGGAAUCGUUGCAAGCAUCUUAACAGGGAAGUAAUGAUGGCAGCAGCCGCGAUUUACAAUCAGCUUUAUGGUUCAGAAGGAAAAAUACCGGCUACAUUUCAAAUAAUUUAUUUUUUAGGUUGGAAGCCAGAUGCUUCGCAACCUAAACCUCUUGAACGUGGUUCAGCAAAAUACUCUUUAAAAAAUAUUGGAAAUAUCACGAGUGGAUAAAAAAUUAUGAAUGAAUUAUCUAUGCUUUCCCAAUGUUUAAACUAUAUUCUGGGAAUGUUAUUGGAGUAAAUAAUUUAAUCCUGUUUUUAUUCAAUAAGUUUUUCUUUAUAUAUUUUAUUUGUAAUUUAAUUUGCUCACAUCUUUGUAUAUUUCUUUAUUUUAUUAUUUAAGAAAAAUGUGUUCUAAAAUAUAAUCAUAACUGAUGGGUUUGUUGUCUUUUUGAAUUGUUAAUAAAAGCUGUAAACCUUUAAACAGUAUCACACAUUUUAUUUUUUACCAUUUAGAAGCUACACUGAAAGCU